UCCCUUCCCACAAUGCUGUGCGGUGUGUGUAGACUCGGAGGGCGCAGACAUGUCUAAGCGGAGGGUGUUGGAGCUUUUCUAUGAUGUGGUCUCCCCGUAUUCCUGGUUGGGGUUUGAGGUCAUGUGCCGAUAUAAAAACAUAUGGAAUGUAGAUGUUCAGUUUCGUCCUGGACUCCUCGGGGCAAUAAUGCAAGGAACAGGUAAUACUCCACCUGCAAUGGUUCGAAAAAAAGGAAUAUACAUGCACUUUGACCUGAUGAGACAAGCUGAAUUCUGUGAUGUUCCUCUGAAAGAGCCAAGUGAUUUCGCUGAAGUAAUGUUUAACAAAGGAAGUCUCUCAGCCAUGCGCUUUAUCACGGCUGUUCAGAUGAUGCAUCCUGAAUUCUUAGAACCGGUUUCAAGGGAGCUUUGGAUGCGGAUCUGGUCUGAGGAUAAAGAUAUUACUGAACCAGAGAGCAUACUGGAGGCUGCUAAAAAAGCAGGCAUGUCGGACGACAUUGCUAAAAAGGUUUUGGCCAGCGUGUCUUCACCAGAGGUUAAGAACAAACUCAAGGAGAAUACUGAUAGUGCAUUAAAGUAUGGGGUAUUUGGUAUGCCUUCUAUUGUGGCUCACAUUAAUGGAAAGCCACAGCUGUACUUUGGAUCUGAUCGCUUUGAACUUUUAGCACACAAUCUAGGUGAAAAAUGGUAUGGACCAGUCCCUCAGAAGUCCCGUUUGUGAUGUCUAGAAAGAGAGAACACAAAAAUCCAAGAGCACUUGACCCGUGUUACCAAUGUAGCAUAGAGUGCCCACCACGGCAAUAUUUUGUAAAAUUGUAAUUAAAUUACUAAUGCUGUAAAUAUUUUAUACAAGUAAAUAUAAUUACCAUUAAUAAAAGGAAAUGCCUCUUUAAUACAAAGUUCA
Rana temporaria (common frog) is the source of this 904-nucleotide messenger RNA. RefSeq names its product glutathione S-transferase kappa 1-like. The transcript has 8 exons. The record is from RefSeq and is a predicted model, not a curated record. Gene Ontology annotation, biological process: glutathione metabolic process. Lineage: Eukaryota; Metazoa; Chordata; Amphibia; Anura; Ranidae. Gene Ontology annotation, cellular component: mitochondrion; peroxisome. Bases 50 to 721 code for a protein of 223 amino acids. Gene Ontology annotation, molecular function: glutathione peroxidase activity; glutathione transferase activity.